AUGUUCAGAUCAUUUUCUACUGCCGCUAAACAGGCCGUAAAAGGUACUUAUGUUCAAAGAGCCAUUGUUGGUGGUGCUGCUGUUGUCGGUAUUGGUGCUUCAACAAUGUUGUAUGCUGAUUCCUUGACUGCUGACGCUAUGACAGCUGCUGAGCAUGGUUUGCAUGCCCCAGGUUACGGUUGGUCUCACAACGGUCCAUUGGAAACUUUCGACCAUUCUUCUAUCAGACGUGGUUACCAAGUUUACCGUGAAGUUUGUGCUGCAUGCCAUUCUUUGGACCGUGUUGCAUGGAGAACCAUGGUUGGUGUUUCUCACACUAACGCCGAAGUCAGAGCCAUGGCUGAAGAGUUCGAAUACGAUGACGAACCAGAUGACCAAGGUAACCCAAAGAAGAGACCUGGUAAAUUGGCUGAUUAUGUCCCAGGUCCAUAUCCAAACGAACAAGCUGCUAGAGCCGCUAACCAAGGUGCUCUACCUCCAGAUUUGUCCUUGAUCGUCAAGGCCAGACACGGUGGUCCAGAUUAUAUCUUUGCUUUGUUAACUGGUUACCCAGAAGAACCACCAGCCGGUGUUGUCUUGCCUCCAGGUGCCAACUACAACCCAUACUUCCCAGGUGGUUCCAUUGCGAUGGGUAGAGUCUUGUUCGACGAUUUGGUCGAAUACGAAGACGGUACCCCAGCCACUACUUCUCAAAUGGCUAAGGAUGUUACCACUUUCUUGCACUGGUGUUCUGAACCAGAACACGAUGAAAGAAAGAGAUUGGGUCUAAAGGCUAUGAUCGUAUUGUCCUCUCUAUACUUGUUGUCCGUCUGGGUCAAGAAGUUCAAGUGGGCUUCUAUCAAGUCUAGAAAGAUUGUCUUCAACCCACCAAAGAAAUGA
Molecule: messenger RNA, 879 nt
Organism: Kluyveromyces lactis
Lineage: Eukaryota; Fungi; Ascomycota; Saccharomycetes; Saccharomycetales; Saccharomycetaceae
Gene: CYT1
Product: ubiquinol--cytochrome-c reductase catalytic subunit CYT1
Exons: 1
Coding region: 1-879 (292 amino acids)
Biological process (GO): mitochondrial electron transport, ubiquinol to cytochrome c
Molecular function (GO): electron transfer activity; heme binding
Source: RefSeq, a predicted model, not a curated record